AUGAACAGCCGCACCAGGAGACAAGCUCCAAGAAGGGGGGAAUCGCCUGCGUAUCUCCGGUACUUAAAGCCUGGGGCAUUAGCCCAACUGAGAGACUCGCGAAUCAGCGCCAGAACUCACCGGGUUGACUCAAAGCCAACUCAGAUCUCGUCUCCUCCACGACCAGCAACUCCGCCACAGAUUGGGCCUUCUGACGGGCCCUCUUCUCCUUGCUUUUCGGCCCGGAUCUAUGGUCCUCGCUGCCCUCAGAGGAAGAAACUCGUGGCCGCUAAGGGUCCGCUCUUUGUUGGCCCGAAUGUUGGUCAUGCCCAGGAGCCCGGCCCGAUUAGCGAUAGUAGUAAUCUUAAUGUUCUUGUUGCCCAUUGA
This is a messenger RNA of Coffea arabica (coffee), 366 nucleotides long. RefSeq lists its product as uncharacterized. The record is from RefSeq and is a predicted model, not a curated record. Lineage: Eukaryota; Viridiplantae; Streptophyta; Magnoliopsida; Gentianales; Rubiaceae.